CCCCUUUGAAAUAUUGGGUAGUGAGAAGAGCACAAGUUGAAGGCGGAUAACUGAUCAGAGACGACAAAAAACAAAAACCACACAAGGAUCGCACCUCUGAUCUGAUAAUCAACAAUCAAACAUUGCCAUGAGUUCAAAAACAAACCAGGACCCAAAAGCCUUCGUGGCUAUCAAGAAAAGGUCCAGGGUUCCUGGGGUUAUGAUCACUCAGACUGUGGAGCAACUGCCACCAGGGAAAUCGACCCCCGACUUUACCCGCAAACCAAUUGCUGUGACUGUCCAAGAAGGUAAAAAAACCUUUUUCAAAGCUAUGGUUAGUGGAGAGCCAGCACCAACUGUGACAUGGGGGCGUAAUAAAGGUGAAAUAGAUGACCCAGAAAAGUACAAGACUAGAUAUGAUGAAAGAGCUCGAGAACACAUUCUUGAGAUAAUCAACAUCAAUCCAGACCAAGCAGACACUUACAAGUGCUUUGCCACCAAUGAAUACGGAAAAGCUGUCUGCACCACCACUCUCAAUGUCAUUGCAGCCGGCUUCAAGAAGAAGAGCCAGGGAGGAAGUCAGCAGGAACCACAGGAUUUUAGAUCAAUGCUCAAGAAAACUGUUGUUGUCACUAGGAAAAAGCAACUCCCACCACAGAAAGAGGGAGAAAUUGAUCCUAAACUCUGGGAACUGCUUAUAAGUGCACCAAAGAAAGAUUAUGAAAAAAUCUGCUUGGAAUUUGGGGUUACUGACUUUCGGUGGAUGUUGAAGAGAUUGAACCAGAUGAAGAAGGAAAGGGCAGACGAACAGGCAAAGGUUGUAGAGCAGCUGGAAAAUGUGAAACAAAUUGAAGUGAAACCAAACGGAAAAGCUGAAUUUGGAUUUGACAUGCAGCUAUGGGAUCCCAAUAGUGCAGUUAACUUAUACAAGGAUGGCGUAAUGGUUCCUUAUGCAGAUGAUGAAAAUUCAAAACAUAGCCUUAGGAAAAAAGGAACAAAUUAUAUAUUUAGCAUUAAAGACCCUCAGCCAGAAGAUGCUGGAUUUUACCAGGUUGAUGUCGAAGAGGCAAAUGUUCUUACAACUGACUUCAGAGUGCCUGCAGUGGAGUUUGUAGACAAGAUUAAGGAUGCUAAGGCUGUUGAAAGUGAGGACGCUGUAUUUCAGUGCGUCUUGUCAACACCACUCAACAGAAUUACUUGGUCAAGAGAAGACUCCUCACUUGAACAUGGGGACAAAUAUGAGAUCACUGUCUCAGAGGACAAACUAACUCACACAUUAAGAGUAAAAGAUUGUGAAAUUGCAGAUAAGGGAGCAUAUUAUGCCAUUGCUGGUAUUGCUUCCAGCAGGGCCUCUCUCAUGGUGGAAGAGGAUCCACAUGGUCGGAAAGGUCGCAAGGGAACCAAAACCAUUGAACAUGAUAACCUGUCUAACCAAGGCUUGGACAAGGCAAAGAUUUCAAAAGAGAAAGAUGACUUGGAGGCAGUCAAUCGAGCACUUGCUGAAAAGAAAGCUGCAAACACACUCGGAGAUGCGAAAGAUGGGGGUGAUGGAAGAGAUGGUUUAGGGGCUGGGGAUGGUUCCAGUGGUAAAAUUGGCGAUGGUUCUGGUGACAGGGAUGGUGAUGGAACUGAUGGAGAUGAUAAGAACCACUUAAGAAGCGAAGAAGAUGAUAAAGAUACAAAAGAUGAUGCGAGUAAGAAGAAGCAAUCACGAACUGGGCCUUUGGUUCCUGACACUGUCUUAGAUCGAGGUGUUCAAUUUGUCAGUGGGCUAUCAGAUACGAAUGCCAAUAUUGGAGAACGGGUGGAGAUGUCUUGCAAACUAAGCAGUGAGACGUCAGAGGGGCGCUGGUACAAAAAUGGGAAACUGCUAACAAAUGAAGAUGGGGUAACAAUUAUCAAAGAUGGAGCCUUUCACAGGCUGAUAGUUGAUUGCUGUAAAAAAGAUGAUGCAGCUGUGUACCGCUUUGAAGCUGAAGGACGUAAAUCAGAAGCAACACUUAGUAUUCAAGAUCCACCAAAAAUGGACCCUGAUGCACUAGGAAAUUUCACAAAGCCAGUCAUUAUAAAGGCAGGCGAAAAUGCUGAAUGGAAGCUGCCAUUCUCAGGCCAAGCACCAAUGACUAUACAGUGGUACAAGAAUGACGAUGAGCUGCUGCCAGCCCUCAAUGUGAAGAUUGAAACGUCUGAUUCUGAGAGUCAACUACGCCUUAUUAAGUGUCAAAGAAAAGACAGUGGAGAGGUGAAAAUCAAAAUAAAAAAUGAAUUCGGUACAACAGAGGCAAUAUCCAAACUUAUUGUACUGGACAAACCAACCCCUCCACAAGGGCCUGUGGACAUUAUGGAAAGUGCUGUGACAUCUGUUGAAUUCAAAUGGAAACCACCAAAAGACAAUGGCGGAUGUCCGAUCGCAAACUACAUCAUAGAGCGACAACAAGUAGGCCGAAAUAAAUGGACAAGUCUUGGUGAGAUACCCGGCAACAGCCCAAGUUUCAAAGAUUCAGAUGUGGACCCCGGAAGGAGAUACUGCUACCGGAUCAGAGCAAAGACUGCAGAAGGUAUCAGUGACUACCUGCAGACAGAGGACAUACCAGCUGGUGUAUUACGUUAUCCUGGACCACCAGCUGUACCCAAAGUGGUCAGUGCCUUUAAAGACUGCAUUAAUCUGGCAUGGAGUCCUCCAUGUGACACUGGAGGAACCAAAAUAGUGGGAUACAAUUUGGAAAAGAACAAGAAAGGCACCAAUUACUGGAGCCUUGUAAAUCAAAAGGGGCCAAUUACAGAUACAAAGUAUGCAGUUAAAGACGUAUUUGAAGGAGCAGCAUAUGAAUUUCGAGUGUCAGCUGUCAACCUGUCUGGUGCUGGAGAUCCCAGCAUUCCAUGUGACACAGUUAUUGCAAGAGAUCCAAUGAAACCCCCAGGCAAAGUCACAGACCUUAAAUUAACAUCUUCCAAUUACACGACAUUUUCGCUGGCUUGGACUAAACCUAAGGAAGUGCAAGGGGUAGAAGAUGAAGCCCAAGGGUAUUAUGUGGAGAUCAGACCAAUAGAGAGCCUUGAAUGGACCCGCUGUAAUACCACCCCAAUUACUCUAACAUCCUACACUGUGCUUGGCCUUAAGGCAAUGGCCACAUACUGGGUGAGAGUAAUUGCCACCAAUUAUGGAGGUGAUGGAGAACCUCAGAGCUUUGAUAAUUAUAUCAUUGCUAUGCCUCCUCCUGUCAAACCAAAGUUUAAAGACCGCAACAUGAAGACCUUUGUGGUGGUGAAAUCUGGAAACACUGUUCGCCUCAACAUCAACUUUGAGGCAUCUCCCAUGCCUGAAAUCUUUUGGUUAAAAGAUGGUAUUCCAGUACCAAAGCAUGUAACCAUUACCAACUCUGAUAAAGGAUCUCAACUCUUAAUUCCUACAUCUGAGAGGACGGACACUGGCAUUUAUACCAUUACUGUCAAGAACAUGGUUGGCCAGGAAAGCUUCAAUGUUGAAAUCAGAGUUACAGAUGAUCCUAAACCUCCAGGUCCAGUGGAGCUGGAACAGAACAUCCCAGGAACAGUGACACUCUCCUGGACUCCCUCUCCAGAUGAAAAAAGGGAUGACAGGCUGCACUACAUGGUAUCAAAGAGGGACUCCUUCAAACGGACUUGGAGAACAGUGGCAGACAACCUCUUUAACAACAAAUUCACAGUUGUCAACAUUUUACCUGGACGGCAGUAUCACUUCAGGGUGUUUGCUAAAAAUGACAUGGGCCUUUCUCCACAUUCCGAGUCCCCUGCAUUUGAAACCAAAAAGGAAAAAGAAAAGUUCCAAGUAAACAGGCCAGAGAUAAAACACCGGAUCUUCGAUUCUCCUCCCUCAUUUAUUGUUCCCCUGAAGAGGCGUACAGCCCCACAAGGUUAUGAAUGCUACAUGAGCUGUGCCAUUAAGGGUGAUCCAGCUCCACGUGUUACGUGGUACUGGAACAAUAUCAGCCUCAACACAAACACCAACUACCACAUCACAAAUGUAUGUGGAGUCUGCUCCUUGCUUAUAUUGAGAGUGGGACCCAAAGACAACGGGGAAUACAAAGUUGCCAUACAGAACAAACUGGGCACUGCGGAGUCAUCAAUGAUGCUGAAUGUCAGAGAGUGAAGACAAGCCACAGCUCCUGGGAAGAAGCUGAACAAACACCUAUGUGGAAAUAAUAUAACCAAUAAAUAAAAUGUAAUGGAAAAUGUGGU
This is a messenger RNA of Haplochromis burtoni (Burton's mouthbrooder), 4197 nucleotides long. RefSeq names its product immunoglobulin-like and fibronectin type III domain-containing protein 1. The transcript is spliced from 24 exons. The coding region runs from base 128 to 4108 and encodes 1326 amino acids. The record is from RefSeq and is a predicted model, not a curated record. Gene Ontology annotation, molecular function: protein binding. Lineage: Eukaryota; Metazoa; Chordata; Actinopteri; Cichliformes; Cichlidae.